This is a messenger RNA of Colletotrichum acutatum, 1773 nucleotides long. RefSeq names its product carboxylesterase. The record is from RefSeq and is a predicted model, not a curated record. The transcript is spliced from 6 exons. NCBI's taxonomy places the organism in Eukaryota, Fungi, Ascomycota, Sordariomycetes, Glomerellales, Glomerellaceae. Bases 1 to 1773 code for a protein of 590 amino acids.
AUGGCAUUCUUUGUGUACUUCCUGGCUACGGUCCUGUACCUCUCCGCGCCGGUGUGGUCAGCCGUUAUCCGUGGUAGAGACAACGGUCCCGUUGUCACUGUAAAGAAUGGCUCUUACUCUGGCAUUCACAGCGCAGAGUACGGCCAGGACUUUUUUCUUGGAAUGCCAUACGCCAAGACUCCUGAACGAUUCCGCAUCGCGCAAGGCCUAGACUCAGCAUGGAACGGCACGCAUACAGCCACCGAGUACCCAAAGCAUUGCGUUGGUUAUGGCUCUGACAUGAUUGGCUAUGAGUCUUCGGAAGACUGCCUGUAUCUCAAUGUUGUUCGCCCAGCCGGUGUCGCUCCUGACGCACAGCUUCCCGUAGCUGUGUGGAUCCACGGAGGCGGUCUGUACAUGGGAGGAUCAGCCGACAGACGAUACAAUCUCUCCUUCAUAGUCGAGAAUAGUGUUAAGCAGGGUACUCCCCUCGUUGCGGUCAGCUUGAACUAUCGUCUAUCCGUCUUUGGCUUCCCCGGUGGCAAGGAGGCCCUUGAAGCUGGCGCGGCCAACUUGGGUUUCAGAGAUCAGCGCCUGGCUCUGCAUUGGGUCAACGAAAACAUUGCCAGCUUUGGCGGCGCCGCCGACAAGGUCGUCAUCUUUGGUGAAAGCUCGGGUGCUGAGAGUGUCGCUGGGCAAGUGCUGGCCUACAACGGACGCAAUGACGGCCUCUUCAGAGGCGCGGCUGCGCAGUCCGGCUUCGGAGGGCUCAUCCCCCGCAUGGUCGGCGGCUUCAACUCGACUGCCUAUCAGACCAACUACGACCUCUUUGUCGGCAACAUCUCCUCCUGUGCCUCCACUGUCGGCACUCAGGAGUCAAUAGAGUGCCUGCGCACAGCACCUCUGGACGAGUUCAAUGCCGUGCUGAACGCAACCACGUCACCCUUCAGCUUCGUACCUAUGAAGGAUGGCGACUUCCUUGCAGACUUUGCGACGUCGCAGCUCGAACGCGGAGACUUUGUAAAGGUCCCCAUUCUGAUCGGAUCCAACUCGGAUGAAGGCUCUGCAUUCGGCCAGGGAAGGGGCCCGAACGGAGGACCGAUCAACACUGAUGAUGACAUGGCAUUUGCCGUACGCAGCAUCAUGGCUCCCAAUGUCGCGGAGACCACGGGCCAAAGCAUCGAGGAGCUUGUUGAUGAGGCAUUGGCUCUAUACCCCGAUGACCAGGCCGUCGGCAUUCCGAGCUUGCAGACGUGGCCACACAUCAUUCAGCCCGGCGAGGAGAUUGCCGUAACUCGGGGUCUGCAGCAGAGACGCGGCGGGGCUUUCUUCGGAGACAUGUAUGUCCUGUUCUUCGGCUUCCUCCGCCGCAGAGCUAACAUCAUAUGGUCCCAGAACGGCGUGCCGUCUUACGCAUACCGCUUCGACGUUACCGUGAAUGGAGUUCCAGAGUACAUUGGCGCGACUCACUUCCAGGAGGUCGCAUUCGUAUUCAACAACCUCAACGGCCUUGGCUACGACGUAAACCCUUUUGGAGGCAACAGUACAAGCUACACUGAGAAGGCCACCGCGCUGUCAAAGACCAUGUCCGCAGCGUGGGUCAACUUUUUCGUUUCUCUUGAUCCCAAUGGCGCUCCGGAUCUGGGCGAGUGGCCUGCCUACUCGACGGAAGGCGGUGCAUCUGGUAGCGACGUGGUGUUUGGCCUCAACGGCACUGUGUUGGAGACGGACGACUGGCGGGCGGAAGGUAUGAGUUGGAUGAUUGAGCACGGGCUUGACAUCUUUGGGAAUUGA